UUGACGCAUGCGUGUGUUAACCGCGCCUUCAUUUCCGUACACUAGCAUGAACUGGAGCAACGAGGGUUACUGUGAAGCAUCCAUACAGCAGUUAUCAUAAGAGCUGAACAAAAUGUCAGAUUCCGACUCUGAUUCUGACAAUGGUGUCUUGGGCAGCACCAGAGUACCUUUGAAAAUGGAAGAUACGGUCAUCACCUUUCGUCCAUCAGAGGACAUUUUUAACCGAUGGUAUGAUAUCCCUGUUGACAUCAAAAGAGAAGCAGUGCAGAGGAUGAAAAUUUGUUCCUUCUGGCUUCCCACUCUGCUGCAGCGUGAUGAGUGCGUUACUGUUCACUGGGCUAUUGAAAUAGGUCUAAUCAGCGCAAAUGAAAACAACGAUAUAAAUCUAAAGCACAUAAGAAGAAUAGAAAUAGUAGAAACGAUCUUCAGGGCCUUGGAGAGAGGAUUUGUAAAAAGGAAUGAGUCAAAACAUAUUGUUCUACUUAGCAACAGGCUUAACUUGCGCAGUGCAGAGGUCUUGGAUGAUGCGUUUCGCUGGUUGCUGCGAACAGGAGAACCUGAUAUACAAAAGCGAAUGACUGAGCUCAACUCCGGACACACCUGCUUCACAGCUCUCCACUUCAUCUUCACAGAGUAUGCCAGGCUUAUUCAGGACAUGGGUAGCAGCCCAGAUAGGAGGAUGAACGAGUUGAUGGCUCGACCGUUGGACUUUCAUGUUGAGAAAAGUGAAGAGAUGAAGAAGAAAGGAAAUGAGCACUUUGAGAAACAACAAUAUGAAGAAGCGGUGAAGUAUUAUUCUAAAGCCAUCGAAUAUUACCCUGACAAUCAUAAACUUUAUGGAAACCGAGCCCUAUCCUUUAUCAGGUGUAAGAAAUAUCUAAAAGCGGUCGGCGAUGGAAAAUGUGCCACUUUGAUUAAACCCGUGUGGGCAAAGGGUCACUACCGUUACUGUGAGGCCUUGUUCUCCUUGGGACACUAUGAAAUGGCAAUCAAAGCAAACAAGUUGGCCCAGAUGCUCUGUAAAGAUGACCACGAGGGAGUCAAAGAUCUGGAAACACAGUUAUACAAAUACACAACACCACAUCCAAUGCCACAUCCAGGCCCACCUCGAGGAUAUGUCUCAGCUGGACCACUAGAGCAAGGUCAAAGUUUAAGACUCGGCCUCGUGACACCAUCACAUAAGAGUCAUCCAGCUGCCACGUCCCCAAAGGUAGUAAACAUGGACAAGCAGACAAGAAAAACUGAAAGGACUGCACAGAAGAACAGCAACAGUAAAGACCUUAAACCACCUAAAAGCGAGCCGCUUUCGAAGAGUGAAAAGGGAGAGUCCAGCGCCACAGCAAAGAAGAAAUCAAAGAACAAAACCAGUCAUCCUGGGAAACAGAGCCAGGUAGUGGUUGACGGUAAAGCCGACAGAUUGAAAGAGUUCAGAUCUUUGGUGGAAGAUGCUCACACUGCAAUGGCUGACCUCCGUACCCGCAACGCAGAGCAGGCCUUCAGCAGGGCGCUGACCUUACUGGAAACUGUAACACCCAAGGAACUUGGACUUUCAAAAAUAGAUGAGCUGUUGUUACUGUUUGGCCAUGCGUCAGCUCUGAUACAGAUCGGCCGGCCGGAGGAACUGACAGAAGCAGAAAAACUGCUGGAGAAGAUCAAAUCCUAUGACGAGAGGACGUUUCAGUGUCUAGUUUACUACGCCGUUGGCAAGCUGUAUCUCAGAGAGAACAGGUUUGCAGUAGCUCUGGAGCAGUUUUUAGAUUCCCUGCAGAUGGUCAAGAAUCAAAUAACACCUGGUAAACUCACCUGGCCUUUAACAAAAGAGAUUGUCAAAGAAACAGAGCCAGACUAUUUCAAGGAAAUUCUGGAAAAUGCUAUAGAGUUGUGCAAGUUUCCUCCCCUACCUGAUGCCAUUUGUCGCCUUGACAAAUGUCUUUGCCCAGUGAAAGCUGAAAUCUACUUUACUGACCCAGAUUUUAAAGGCUUUAUUCGUAUAUGCUGCUGUGAGGACUGCACAGUUGAAUAUCACGUCACAUGUUGGAAGACCCUGAAAGCGUCAGCCUUCUCAGAAAAGAGCGAAAAGGAUUUGCUGCAAGAAGCUUGUUUGACUCCAGACUGCAUCGGUCAGAUCUGUAGUAUAACAAUCUUUUGUCCGACGGGCGUGGUGAAGUGUAAGUUUGAAGCUGCAAUCCCCAAACCACAGACUGUGAAGAAGCCAAAGGUGAAUCAGAAAUGUACAAGUCUGAAGAAGUUAAAAUCAAAGGAGGAGCACAAGCUAAGGAGGAAGCAGCAUAAAGUGUCUUUUCAGGAUAAGGAGGAUAAGCAGAUUCUGCAACAGCAGCAAGACUCGGCAGCUCCGAGUCAGCAGAAAGUCUGGUUAGUGUACAGAGAUCGGGUUCUUCUGCAGAUCAACCAGAACGUGGAGCUUCUGAGGGGGGAUAAUGGCCUCCAUAUUUCUGUUCUCUUCAGCAGUCUGAAACCCUGGUUAGAGCUGGACUUUGCUAGGGGGAACCAGCUAGCUGGAAGGAUGCUGAACUGGCAGCAGGAGCAGCUAGAGACUUUAGGACAAGUUGUUGAGCUGCUGCUGGAGAGGAAGAACCGGGUUUGGGCUCGUGUAUUUAUCCAGGAGCUCAGUCGAUGUGUGAACAUAAAUCCCAAACUCAGCAAUUGGGCGCACCGGCUCAAUGAUGGAGGUCUGAAUGCUGCCCAGAGCUUCAUUGAACGCUACGCAGGACGCUUGGAGCAACUGGACUUGUCUCUUCUGCUAAAAUUUGGACCUUUGCAGGAUAUGAUUAUAGAGAAGUUGGGCACGAGCCCGGAGUUAUUUUCGAGCAUUGGCUUAACUGUGACUGAAUACCUUAAACAGGCCCCGCCACAUGACAUGAGACUCUUUAUCUGGACUAUGGACGAGCAUAGGGAUGAGUAUGUCUCCUGCCACACUAUUCUGGAUGAAUAUUUUGAUAUGUUGGAUGGGCAUUGUUCGGUCUUAAAAAAGUCAGAUGAAAGUCAAAAUAAUUCUCCUAUCAAAGCUAAGAGUCGAGGCCGGAAAAAGAAACAGAAAGAGCCAAAGGGUGUUAUUGUUUUGUCUGGGAUGAGAGGUGUUAAUCCAAGGGAUGAGUGGGACCAGGAGUUUUUUGAAGAUGAUUCUUUAUCAUUCCUUGACACGCUCGAUUCGUUCACUGUGCCGAGCCACCUUCGAGACCAAGUGGCGGAAUUCGAGGAUCAGUAUGACAGCAGGAGACACAGAAGUCACUAUAAACAAAUUUUGGACAACAACCCUGACUCAACAAAAGAGAGUUUGUAUGACUACUUUGCUCAGAUCUUGGACGAGCAUGGCCCCUUGGUAGCUGAAGACCCUCUGCUGGUGGGUGAACUUGAAAAUUUCCCUUCUGAAGCUAAGCAAAAGAUUGAAGCAGCUGGGGGAUUCGAGCCGUUCCUCCUGAACUCCCUUCGCUUCAUAAAGAUCGGGAGGUGUAUUGGCCUGGCGAAGCAUGCCGUGUCCCUGCAGCAGACUGAACGUGGAGCCAGCCUGGACGAUCUCGACGAAAUAGUUGAUCUGGACAAUAACUCUGAAUCUCCUUUUUUGUAUACAGGCGAUGAAACUAGUUUCACAAGCUAUAUGCAUGACUAUUCAUCUGCACAGACUGAAGGCUAUCCAGUGCUCCCAAAUCCUUAUCCAUCUAGUUUUCAGCCCCUAUACCAGACAGAGAUUGGGUCCUACUUUGCUUGGAGUAACGGUGAUGAUCACGAGCCAGACACUAACUUUUUACCCAAUGGCUACGAGGAGCUGUAUCUUGAUCCAUCUGAGUUUAACCCUGGAGUUUGGGAAACUAAUGCAACUUUAGGGACGUCGGUGACAACCAAUGAGAUCUUUUUGAGCCAUGCAAGCCAUGCAGCAGUGCAGACGUGCCAGGAGGCCAUGAGGAGUGUAGCGGUGAAUACGGAGCUUCAUGAGGGCUUUGAGAAAUCCCAGGGUGACAUCAACAAGCAGGAGAAGAGCAACAGGUCGCUGGAGCAGCAGAUCAAGAAAAUGACAAAUAACAAAGUAAACGUAGGCGAGAGAGAAGACGUCAUUUUACUACAGGAGGAAGUGCAGAAGAUCACAGCCAAUAUUCAAGUCACCAAUAAGGAGCUGACGCUGUUCCAGCAGAAGCUAGAGGAGGAGGUGAAGAAGGACCAGAAGGAGAAGAAAGCCAAUCAGGAAGCACUGAGGUCUCUAAAGCAGGAGAUAGAAGAGCUGUUGGAGCAACAAGGGAGACUUGCCCAAAGCAUCCAGGAGAAGAAAACCAGCUAUGAAGCCAAGCUGAAUGAUUUCUUAGAGCUGAGUAAUCAGUUAGCAGCUGAAAAGAUGAGUCUGGAGGAUGAGAUCAAACGAUGUAAAGCCUUGAUUAGCUCGGCCACCAGGAGGUCUCACACAGCUCAGCUGUCGCUAAUCGAGAGCAGUCGCGAUCAGAGCUUGCAUGGCCUCUACAAAGAGCUGGCAGACGCCAAGGCUUUGCUGAACAAACUGGAUGAAGCGCUACACAGAUUCCCAAAUCAAGACCUGGAAGCAGCAAGAAACAGCUGCAGAGACAAGAUCAAAGAAGUGGAAAAGAGAAUCUCCACUGCCGAGCGGCAGUACCAGGAUCAGAUGGAUCAGGUGAAGACCGGCAGGCGAGUCACUGAGCUGCAUCCGGUCAACAGCCAUCCUGAACCUGCAGCUGCUCCAGUAAAACCAGUACAAAAACUCUCUGCAGCAGCCAAAGAGUUUACUCUUCAGUCUUCAGCUCAGGCCUCACGCGGCACUCCUCCACCCAUCCACCACUCUGCUCCCCUUGCGGCUGAGGCACCGGCCCCGCCCUCUCAGCACAAACAUCCAAUCAGGACAGCGGAGCCUCCGCAGCACAACACAGUGUUCGGCAAAGCCAUGGAGACGCUGUCCACCAUGUUCCCUGACUAUACAAGGUCGGAGUUGAUGAGGUUUGUUCAGGAGCUGCGUACAUCCAGCGGUGGAAGUUUUAGCAGCAUGACUUUACAGGAUGUAGUCGGAGGAGUGACCCAGCUGAUCCUGGACCAUCAGGAGAGGCUUAACUCAGCUAGAUCCAGCGUUCUGGGUCGUGGGAGUCCAGCUCAGUGUGCUACCCCUCCGUUGAUAAACCCAGCACCGGUGUGGCAGCCAAUCGGACAACAGAGAGUCAGAAGUUCCAACGCUCUGAACAUGGAGGAUCCCUGCAUCAUCUGUCAUGACGAAAUGAGCCCGGACGACACCUGCGUGCUGGAGUGCAGACACAGCUUCCACAAUGAGUGCAUCAGGUCGUGGCUGAAGGAGCAGAGCACCUGUCCAACCUGCAGGACUCACGCCCUGCUGCCAGAAGAUUUCCCCAUGCUGACUGGCCGCAGACGCCCAGCUCCAUGAAGUCUUAACAUCGCUUCCACUCACUGCUCAUGUGUACGCUUUUAUCUUUUUGCUUUUCUUAUUGCAUCAAAAUCUAAAAAGGCUUUUGACUUUUUUUUUUUUUUUUUUUUAAAUGAAAGGUUUCAUGUAAUUGAAAGAAAUAACUGUUCUGUGUUGGUGCUCGGGGUUAUUUUAUGGUGGCUAAAUUUGCCAUAAAAUAAGGGUUAUUUUAGAUUUGUGGACAGCUGCUGAGACUCCUGCAGCUGGCGAAUGAGCGGCUGCAGAAGUCCCAGUAAAUCCACAAUGUGCCGCUUUCAGACUUGAUGAAACAAGUCUUCAUCUGUGAGCUUCAGAGCAGCUACUAGGGUGAAUGGGGUUUUUUUUUGUUUGUUUUGUUUGUUUUUUUUAAACCUAUUUAUUUUUAUCUUCAUGCUAAGCUGUGCUAACCAACUGCUGGUUAUGUCUUUCUUAUGUGACUUCUGGAAAUAAAAGAGGAAAGUGUUGGUUUGGAGUCAGAGAUGCUCUGACUUCAGAGGUGAAGCAUUAGCUGUACUGAAAAAAAAUAUUAAAGUUAUAAAACCCA
Molecule: messenger RNA, 5954 nt
Organism: Oreochromis aureus
Lineage: Eukaryota; Metazoa; Chordata; Actinopteri; Cichliformes; Cichlidae
Gene: ttc3
Product: tetratricopeptide repeat domain 3
Exons: 46
Coding region: 113-5392 (1759 amino acids)
Molecular function (GO): protein binding
Source: RefSeq, a predicted model, not a curated record